AUGUAUACAAGUCAUGAAGAUAUCGGGUAUGUCCUUGACGAUGACCCCAAGGCUAAGAAGCCCCUGAAGCCCCACCCAGACAUUGACGGCGGGUGGGCCUGGGUCAUGGUCCUUUCGUCCUUCUUUGUGCACAUGCUCAUCAUGGGCUCACAGAUGGCCUUGGGAGUCCUCAAUGUGGAGUGGCUUGAAGAGUUCCAGCAGAGCCGUGGCCUCACCGCCUGGGUCAGCUCCCUGAGCAUGGGCAUCACCUUGAUUGUGGGACCUUUCAUCGGCUUGUUCAUUAACACCUGCGGGUGCCGCCAGACAGCAAUCAUUGGAGGGCUGGUGAACUCCCUCGGCUGGGUGUUGAGCGCCUAUGCACCCAACGUGCAGACCCUCUUUAUUACGUUUGGAGUGGCAGCUGGCCUCGGCAGUGGGAUGGCCUACCUGCCUGCGGUGGUCAUGGUGGGAAGGUACUUUCAGAAGAGGCGAGCCCUGGCCCAGGGCCUCAGUACCACGGGGACAGGAUUUGGGACAUUCCUGAUGACCCUUUUGCUGAAGUACCUGUGUGCAGAGUAUGGCUGGCGGAAAGCCAUGUUCAUCCAAGGUGCCGUGUCCUUGAACCUGUGUGUUUGUGGGGCACUCAUGAGGCCCCUCUCUCCUGGGAAAGUAGAAAACUGCCCAAGAGAGGAGAAGCCCUGCGCCCUCCCAGCUUACUCCACUGAAUCUGUGAAGUCAGGACCACUGGGCCUGACUGAAGAACAGGACAGGCAGCCUGGGAACGAGGAGACUGUCUGUGACCUCCAAGCACAGGAGUGUCAAGGCCAAACCCAUCCCAGGAAGAACAUGUGUGCUUUCCGAGUCCUGAAGACUGUGAGCCAGCUCACUGUUCGAGUACGGAAGGGCUUUGGGGACUGGUACUCGGGCUAUUUUGGAACAGCCUCGCUCUUCACCAACCGCAUGUUCGUAGCCUUUAUUUUCUGGGCUCUGUUUGCAUACAGCAGCUUCGUCAUCCCUUUCAUCCACCUGCCAGAAAUUGUUAGUUUGUAUGGCCUGUCAGAGCAAAACGACAUGUUCCCUCUGACCUCAAUUAUAGCAAUACUUCACAUCUUUGGGAAGGUGAUCCUGGGGGCGGUGGCUGACCUCCCCUGCAUCAGUGUCUGGAACGUCUUCCUCAUCGCUAACUUCACCCUCGUCUUCAGCAUCUUCCUUCUGCCACUGAUGCACACCUAUGCGAGCCUGGCUGUCAUUUGUGCCCUGAUUGGAUUUUCCAGCGGGUAUUUCUCUCUCAUGCCCGUGGUGACGGAGGACCUGGUUGGCACUGAGCACUUAGCCAAUGCCUAUGGCAUCAUCAUCUGUGCCAAUGGCAUCUCAGCUUUACUGGGACCACCAUUUGCAGGGUGGAUCUUCGACAUCACACAAAAAUAUGAUUUUUCUUUUUAUAUAUGCGGUCUGCUUUACAUGGUAGGAAUACUCUUUUUGCUCAUUCAACCCUGUAUUCAGAUGGUAGAACAAUCCAGAAGAAAGUACACAGAUGGUGCACACGUUUAG
Molecule: messenger RNA, 1530 nt
Organism: Cricetulus griseus (Chinese hamster)
Lineage: Eukaryota; Metazoa; Chordata; Mammalia; Rodentia; Cricetidae
Source: RefSeq, a predicted model, not a curated record